This is a messenger RNA of Brienomyrus brachyistius, 3178 nucleotides long. It is a transcript of the gene nfkbiz, whose product is annotated as nuclear factor of kappa light polypeptide gene enhancer in B-cells inhibitor, zeta. The transcript has 12 exons. Gene Ontology annotation, biological process: regulation of gene expression. NCBI's taxonomy places the organism in Eukaryota, Metazoa, Chordata, Actinopteri, Osteoglossiformes, Mormyridae. Gene Ontology annotation, molecular function: DNA binding; POU domain binding. Bases 120 to 1943 code for a protein of 607 amino acids. The record is from RefSeq and is a predicted model, not a curated record. Gene Ontology annotation, cellular component: nucleus.
AGCAGGACAGGCAAUAGUGACAGUACAGCGCAGUAAAAGAGAAGAGAGGGAAGUCAAAGGAGAAGUUAAGCUCAAAGUUACUGAACCAUAAAGACGAAUAGAAAGCCCCCUCAAACGAUAUGAUCAUUGAAACGACGUCGGAGGACUUUGGAGUCCCGAUGGACCAGGAAGGCGUGAUGACAGGCAGCCCGUGGAGUUUGUGGUCUUUCUACGGAAACUCCUCGUCCCCGCCCGGGUCUAUCGGAGCCCAGUCUCCCGAGUCACCGAGUUCCGACUCCGACUCGGGAAAAACCUGGACGGUAUCUCACAGCGAAAGCUGCGCCUUUAUGAAAAGCGCACAGGGCGAUUGUCUGACCGUGAACGCGAAUCCGAAGGCGACGUAUCAAGGCGUCCGAGUCAAGAACCCAGUCAAGGAGCUGAUCAUGAAGAAGCGCGGCAUGGAGGUGAGACUGUUCUCUAAAGGACUCGAUAACUGCUCAGCUUUGGCCACAGCUCUGCAAGGCAUUAAGCGGCCAGCUUCAAGUUGCCCUCCUGGCAUUUCCAGCCCUAAGAAGCCAGCCUCAUGCCGAUACAGCCCGGUCAUCGUCCCCGACACUUUCCUAGGCAACAUCCAGGUGCCCUGUUCUCAUGGCGACGUGGAUGGCCCCCUACAGGAGAAUGUCCAGAGCCCGGGGCACUUCCUGGGCAUUUGUGACAUCCGUGAGACCAGAGAGCGCUCCCCCAUUUCCUUGAUGACGGUGCAGGUGCAGGAGAGCCCCUGCCCCCCACAGAUGGACUUGGUUGGAAGCCCCCCCCAAAUGAACUUUCUGUCACAAAAGCAGGAGCCAUCACCUUAUCUCCCCAAUGACAAUUUGUCCUUUUACACCCCCCCAAAAUCCAUGCCCUCGUGUCUCCAUGAACAGAAUCAAGUCAUCAGCUACUUGCCCCAGACAGACAUCACCGGUCCUUCCCCCCCUCCCUUCACCCCCCAGCCAGAUCUUGCGGCCUUUUCCAUGCCGCUCAUUGCCCCAUCCACACAGAUCUUGGGGGGCAUGUCCUUCUUCCAGUGGCAGAUCCAUCAGGAGGAGGAAAAACUGCAGGGACUGACCCCCGAUCAGCUGACUGUGCGGGAUGGAGACGGUGACACGUUCCUGCACAUCGCAGUGGCACAGGGGAGGCGAGCUCUGGCCUUUGUUCUUGCCAGGAAGAUGGCUGACGUUGGCAUGUUAGAUGUCAAGGAGCACAACAGUCAGAGUGCCCUGCAGGUGGGCGUGGCCGCCAACCAGCACCUGAUUGUGCAGGACCUCCUGACUCUAGGAGCACAGAUCAACACUGCUGACCAAUGGGGGCGAACGCCGCUUCAUGUUUGUGCUGAGAAGGGCCACGCCCUAAUGCUCCAGGCCAUCCAGAGGACCCUGCAGGCCAGCAUGCAGCAAGUGGACAUGGAGGCCAUCAACUAUGAAGGUCUGACAGCACUUCACAUGGCGGUGUUGUCCCACAAUGCCGUGCUCCAGGACCUGGAGCAUGUUUCCCCACUGAGCCCCCAGGCUGAGGAGCUGUUGCAAAAGCGGAAGCUUCUAGGGGAGUGUGUUAGCACCCUGCUGGCCAUGGGAUCCUCCUACAAGAGCAAGGACCGUAAAAGUGGGCGGACUGCAUUACAUAUUGCCACGGAGGAGGCCAACGUGGAGCUUCUUCGCCUCUUCCUGGACCAGCCCGACUCCUUAUCUGUUAUAAAUGAGAAGGCAUACAAUGGAAACACCGUGCUCCACAUAGCUAGCUCCCUUCAGGGCCGGGUUGCCCAGGUAGAUGCUGUCAAGCUGCUCAUGCGACGUGGUGCUGACCCCAGUGCCAAGAACCUGGAGAACGAACAGCCCACCCAGUUGGUCCCGGAAGGACCCCGGGGGGAUCAGGUGCGGAGAAUCCUGAAGGGCAAGGAAUCCCAAAUACGAUCCAUCCCGUACUAAUCACGCAUUUGUGAGAAUCACUGUCAGUCAGGCAGUCCCAGUUUGCUGUAAAUAAUCAUUUGCCAGUAUGAGGCAGAUGUCAGUUGUUUCCAUGAAACAAAGUUAAUAUAGUUUGCUGCUGUGCAGUUUAUCAUAAAAACGGAAAGAAGAAAAAAAAGUCAGUGAAACAUCUCAGGAUUUAAUGGGAUAGUUUAGCAAAGGGGAGUGUGGGGGGGAUUUCCAUGGAUCCCUGGUGUAACACCUUGAGUAAUUAACAGUCAUUAGUCAUUAGUCACUAUUUGUUGAGAAGCUGUAAUAGUUUAGAAUAUAGAAAAAAUAUCUGUAAGAGUGAGUGUUUGUGCCAGCUGACUUAAUAUUAUCUAGGUUUUUUUUUUUGUGGGGGGGGGGGAUCCAGAUUGGUUAAUCAUCUACAACUAGCAGUCACGUAGCUCAUGUAAGCGGCAAGUUAGAAGUUAGCGAUUUACAGAAAAGCAAGUCAGGACAAUGCAGUGGAAAGUAUUCAGCUCUGCCAGUGUGCAGCUUCAUGUUUUACAACCAUUCCAGAUGGUUAUCACGCUAAAAUAUAACAACAAGUCAUACAAAACACUGGCAAGCAGCAGCAUUGACAAUGCAGACGUGCUGCUUCUUCGGGAUCAUACAGGAACUGACAGAAAUGCACGCAGAAGUGCAACAAUGACUGUCGCAGACUCUAAGCAACCGUAAUGUCACACCUGUGAAGCGACUGAUCGUGAGAUAACAGGAUUUCAUUGCUGUUCCCAUCACUUGCAAGCAAAGACUACACAACUCAUGACCAACUGCAUCCCAGAAAUGAGUUCUGGUAACUGAAUGCCAGUGUCUGUGAUCUCUGAGACGACAAUUCGCCUAGACAGUUAGUUUUAUAGCAUUGUGUAGAAAUGAAAAAUAUUCCUGCAUUUUAUCUACAGUUUAAUCUAAGAUGAUGUAAAUAAUAGCAAGACAAGUAGAUACACAGAUAUGCACAUUUUAUUGUAAUAUGGAUUAUGUAGGUGGGUUUGUUAAUGCACACAUUGACUCUGGUAUUAUGUCAUUAAUACCAGUCCUAGAUGAAACUUUUCUAUGUUGUGAAAGAGUUGGGUUUUUAGUCUGACAAUCCGCUGUUUGCUCAGAUGAUGAGGUUCCUCUCUGUAAAAAAAGUAUGUCUUGUAGACAAAGAUUUCAUUUUUUCCUCUAUGUGUACAUAUCUUUUGAUCAUUAAAGAACAACUGAAUUCAGAUCAA